Molecule: messenger RNA, 1141 nt
Organism: Nyctereutes procyonoides (raccoon dog)
Lineage: Eukaryota; Metazoa; Chordata; Mammalia; Carnivora; Canidae
Gene: RFESD
Product: Rieske Fe-S domain containing
Exons: 5
Coding region: 230-706 (158 amino acids)
Molecular function (GO): 2 iron, 2 sulfur cluster binding
Source: RefSeq, a predicted model, not a curated record
CUUGCGCAGUAGCGUCACGGGGCCUGGGCGACCGGCCGGCCCUGCGGAGGCGGAGCGCGGAGCUCCGGGAAGAGAGAACCAAGCUGCUAUCUGAGGCAUUUCUCUUCUCUGAACCGAAAAGCAAGGGUGUUACCCUGGAGUCCUGCAUUCUGAUAACGUGCAGAUCAAGUCCCCAGACUUAGUAAAAGCACCUCUGUCAGAGCUCCAGAGGAGUAACAAUUCAGUUAGCAUGGAUCUUGAUGGCUCUGAACAAGAUCCUGAAGUGAAGGAACAUUCUCCUGUCUAUGUUGGCAGAGAAGAGGACAUUAAAAAAUCUGAAAGAAUGACAGCUGUUGUCCAUGACAGAGAAGUAGUCAUUUUCUACCACAAAGGAGAAUAUCAUGCUAUGGAUAUUCGCUGUUACCACUCAGGAGGUCCUUUACAUUUGGGAGAAAUAGAGGAUUUUGAUGGACGACCAUGUAUAGUUUGUCCCUGGCAUAAAUACAAAAUUACUUUGGCAACAGGAGAAGGACUGUAUCAGUCUAUCAACCCUAGAGAUCCAUCAGCAAAACCCAAGUGGUGCUCCAAAGGAGUAAAGCAAAGGAUUCAUAAAGUGACAGUGGACAAUGGGAGUAUUUAUGUGACUCUUUCUAAUGAACCUUUUAAGUGUGACUCUGAUUUUUAUGCCACUGGAGACUUUAAAGUAAUUCGGAGUCCUUUCAGAUAAAACUAUAUGGCAAUGAAAAAUGUUGUGUAUAUUUAAAAAAUAUUUUUUAGAAGAACUGUGCUGCAAUACCAAAGAGGAUUAAUUUUUCCAACAUGGGCACAUUUAUUACUAAUCUUUAAAAAUCAUAUAAAUCUGAGCAGUUCAAAAGUACAUGUGCUUAUUAUGAUGGAGAGAAUAUUGUCAGGAUCUAUAGAACACCUUUCAUCCAGUCCUCUGAACUGAUUAGUACCUGAAGGUUCUAGGUUUGGAAUAUGCAUUUUGAGAAGGGUGAAAAUAAUCUGCGGUAACCACAAUGAAGAAAAGGUAAAAAGUAAGAUCUAAUAAAUAUGGAGGGUUGGUAAUUCCUAUUUUGAUGUAGCAGACUUUAUCAUGGAAAAGUUGUAAUAUAUACAAACUAAACAGAGUAGCAUAAUAAACUCUCAUCACCCAACUUCA